GGGCGCGAGAGACAUGCGCUGCUGCCCCGAUUCUACAAGCUCGCAGCAGGACCGCGAGCUCCAAAGGUCUCCUUCGACUAUGAGCUCACAGUGCUUAUGAGCCAUCUUCCCUCGCUUCUAAGGGGCAUAUGUUGAAAUCGAAAAAAAGUCAUUUUACAAACUGUAAUAACAAAUAAAUAGGACGCAGAAGUUGAAGAGACACAAGCUCCAAAAUAUGCAGCUUGUUUGGGUGCUUUGCGGCAUUCUCCUGACUGUGUUGUUGUGCGGUCAAGCAGGAGCAGCUGGCAGCACAGGAUGCUCCUGUGGCCGAAAUCACUUUACCUGUGCGGUGAGUGCUUUUGGGGAGUGCACCUGUAUCCCAGCGCAGUGGCAGUGUGAUGGGGACAAUGACUGCGGAGACCACAGCGAUGAGGAUGGCUGUAUGCUGCCCACCUGUUCCCCCCUGGACUUCCACUGCGACAACGGCAAAUGCAUCCGCCGCUCGUGGGUGUGUGAUGGAGACAACGACUGCGAGGACGACUCUGAUGAACAGGACUGCCCUCCACGGGAAUGCGAGGAGGACGAGUUCCACUGUCAGAAUGGCUACUGCAUUCGCAGCCUGUGGCACUGUGACGGUGACAACGACUGCGGGGACAAUAGCGACGAACAGUGCGACAUGAGGAAAUGUUCGGACAAAGAGUUCCGCUGCACCGAUGGGAGCUGCAUCGCCGAGCACUGGUACUGUGAUGGUGACACGGACUGCAAGGACGGCUCGGAUGAGGAAAACUGCCCGUCGGAUGUGAUGACUGCCACAUGCAGCGUGGAGGAGUUCCAAUGUGCCUAUGGCCGCUGUAUCCUGGAUAUCUACCACUGCGACGGGGACGAUGACUGCGGGGAUUGGUCCGACGAGUCUGACUGCUCCUCCCACCAGCCUUGCCGCUCAGUGGAGUUCAUGUGCAGCAGUGGCAUGUGCGUCAACGCUGGCUGGAGGUGUGAUGGCGAGUUUGACUGCGAUGACCAAUCUGAUGAGAAGAACUGCACCACCUCCAUGUGUACCACUGAACAGUUCCGCUGUGCAUCUGGCCGCUGUGUCCGGCUGUCAUGGCGAUGUGAUGGCGAAGAUGACUGCUCUGAUGGCAGUGACGAAGACGGCUGUGAAAAAACAGACAUGCCACUGCCAGAUAACCCACCCUGCGCCCCUGACCAAUUCCUGUGUGGGAAUGGGCGCUGCAUUGGUCUACGGAAGGUGUGCAAUGAGGUCAGCGACUGUGGUGAUGGCACAGACGAGAGGCCUAUCCAGGAAUGCCGUCAACGGUCUGGUGACGGGAACUGCAAUACGAAUAACGGUGGCUGCUCCCAGAAGUGCCAAAUGACCCGUGGGCUCGUGCAGUGUACCUGUCAUACUGGCUACCGGUUGGCGGAAGAUGGGAGGUCUUGCGACGAUGUGGAUGAAUGUGCAGAGGAGGGCUACUGCAGUCAGGGCUGUACAAAUGCUGAGGGGGGCUUCCAGUGCUGGUGUGUGCAGGGGUAUGAGCUGAGACCUGACAAACGGAGCUGCAAGGCUUUGGGUCCAGAGCCAGUCCUGCUCUUUGCCAAUCGGAUCGAUAUCCGUCAGGUGCUGCCACACCGCUCGGAGUACACACUACUGCUCAAUAACCUUGAGAAUGCCAUUGCCCUUGACUUCCAUCACAGCAAGAAGCUUGUGUUCUGGUCUGACGUCACACUUGACCGCAUCAUGAAGGCCAACCUCAAUGGCAGCAAUGUGGAGGAGGUGGUGUCCACUGGCCUGGAGAGCCCAGGUGGCCUGGCCAUUGACUGGAUCCAUGACAAGUUGUACUGGACAGACUCGGGAACGUCUCGCAUCGAGGUGGCAAAUCUGGAUGGCACACACAGGAAAGUGCUGCUGUGGAAGAGCAUGGAGAAGCCGCGUGCCAUUGCCCUUCACCCCAUUGAAGGGAAGAUCUAUUGGACAGACUGGGGUAACACCCCACGUAUUGAGUAUGCCAACAUGGACGGCUCCAACCGGCGGGUUAUAGCAGACACCCACCUUUUCUGGCCCAAUGGGCUUACAAUCGACUAUGCCGGACACCGGAUGUACUGGGUGGAUGCCAAACAUCACGUGAUUGAGCGGGCGGACCUGGAUGGCAGGAACAGGAAAGCUGUCAUAAGUCAAGGCCUCCCCCAUCCCUUUGCCAUCACCGUCUUUGAGGACAGUCUUUACUGGACUGACUGGCACACUAAGAGCAUCAACAGCGCUAACAAGUUCACUGGCAAGAAUCAGGAGAUCAUCCGUAACAAGCUGCACUUCCCUAUGGACAUCCACACCCUGCACCCCCAGAGGCAGCCCACGGGAGGACGGAACCGCUGCGGGAGCAACAACGGGGGCUGCAGUCACCUGUGUCUGCCCAGCAAUAAGAGCUACACCUGUGCUUGUCCCACAGGCUUCAAGAAAAUAGACAACUUCAACUGUGCUGAGAGUCUUGACCAGUUCCUGCUUUUUGCCCGAAGGACGGACAUCCGUCGAAUCAGCUUUGACACAGAGGACAAGUCGGAUGAUGUCAUCCCACUGGCAGAUGUACGCAACGCCGUGGCACUGGACUGGGACGCUCAGGAUGAAUACAUCUACUGGACUGACGUCACCACUGACUCCAUCAACCGGGCCAAAUGGAACGGCUCAAAACAGGAGGUUGUUGUUGACACCAGUCUCGAAAGUCCUGCUGGCCUGGCUAUUGACUGGGUGACUAAUAAGCUGUACUGGACUGAUGCAGGAACAGACCGGAUUGAGGUGUCCAACGCUGAUGGCAGCAUGCGCACAGUGCUCAUCUGGGAGAACCUAGACCGACCUCGAGAUAUUGUGGUGGACCCCAUUGGAGGGUACAUGUACUGGACAGACUGGGGGGCUAACCCUAAGAUUGAAAGAGCUGGAAUGGAUGCCUCCAAUCGCAUUGUCAUCAUCUCUUCCAACCUAACGUGGCCUAAUGGCCUGGCCAUUGACUACCAGACAGAGAGGCUGUACUGGGCUGAUGCUGGUAUGAAGACCAUAGAGUAUGGAAACUUUGAUGGAUCAGAGAGAAAGGUUUUGAUUGGCACUCAGCUUCCCCACCCAUUUGGUCUAACGCUCCACGAAAGCAGGAUCUACUGGACAGACUGGCAGUCCAAGAGUAUCCAGAGUGCAGACAAACAGACUGGCCUGGAUCGCACCACGCUGGCUGAGAACCUGGAGAAUCUGAUGGACAUCCACAUGUUUCACCGACACCGCACCUUUGUGCAGACCCCCUGCAUGGUGAAUAAUGGAGGCUGCAGUCAUCUCUGUCUUCUGGCUCCACCCCCAAAGGGUUCCAGCUGCGCUUGUCCCACAGGCAUCAACCUCCAGGUGGAUGGCAAGAGCUGCUCUCACGGAAUGAACAGAUUCCUGAUCUUUGCUCGGAGGACAGACAUCCGCAUGGUGUCCUUGGAUAUUCCCUACUUUGCAGAUGUGGUCCUUCCAAUGAAUGGGUCCAUGAAAAACACCAUUGCCAUUGGUGUGGACCCAAAAGAAGGUAAAGUGUACUGGUCUGACAGCACUUUGAAGAAGGUCAGCAGAGCAAGUAUUGAUGGCAGCGAGUAUGAGGAUAUUAUCUCAACUGGGCUGAUGACCACAGAUGGAUUGGCUGUGGAUGCUGUUGGCCGUAAGAUAUACUGGACUGACACUGGCACCAAUCGUAUUGAAGUAGCUAAUUUGAAUGGAUCCAUGAGAAAAGUUCUGAUCUGGCAGAACCUGGACAGCCCACGGGCCAUUGCACUCUAUCAUGAAAUGGGGUACAUGUACUGGAGUGACUGGGGAGAGCAUGCAAAACUGGAGCGGUCUGGCAUGGAUGGAUCCGAUAGGGUUGUCUUGAUUAGCAAUAACUUAGGCUGGCCAAACGGCCUAGCCAUUGACAAGGCUGGAUCUCAGCUUCUUUGGGCUGAUGCUCACACUGAGCGUAUUGAGGCAUCCGACCUGAAUGGAGCCAACCGACGGACUCUGGUGUCACCAGUCCAGCAUCCUUAUGGGCUCACCUUGUUGGGCCCACACAUCUACUGGACUGACUGGCAAAGUCGCAGCAUUCAGAGGGCAGACAAAACCACUGGUGGAAACAGUGUCAUUGUUCGGGGAAACCUGCCAGGCUUGAUGGACAUCCAGGCUGUUGACAGAGAGAGGCCCUUAGGCUUCAAUAAGUGUGGAUGGAAGAAUGGGGGCUGCAGCCACCUGUGCUUGCCCAACUCAAAUGGGACGUCUUGCGCCUGCCCCACGGGCAUCCUGCUGAAGGCUGACGGACGCUCGUGCGAAGAGAGCCCCGAGACCUACCUGCUCUUCUCUAACCGCGUCAGCAUCCGCCGCAUAUCCCUGGACACCAACGAUUACACAGACGUUCACGUGCCUGUGCCUGAGCUCCACAACGUCAUCUCGCUGGACUACGACAGUGUGGAGGGGAAGGUGUAUUACACCGACGUGUCCCUGGAUGUCAUCAGACGUGCAAACCUGAACGGCAGCAACAUGGAGACAGUCAUCAGUCAGGGCCUGAAGACCACCGACGGCCUGGCUGUGGACUGGGUAGCUAGGAACAUGUACUGGACGGAUACGGGCCGCAACACCAUCGAGGUGGCCCGCCUGGACGGGUCCUCCCGCAAAGUGCUCAUCAAUAACAGCCUGGAUGAACCCAGGGCCAUCGCUGUGUUUCCUAGCAAAGGGUACCUAUUCUGGACAGACUGGGGCCACAUUGCCAAGAUUGAGAGAGCACAUUUGGAUGGUUCCGACCGCAAGGUUCUGAUCAACACCGACCUCGGAUGGCCCAAUGGACUGACGUUAGACUAUGACACACGCAGAAUUUUCUGGGUGGAUGCCCAUCUGGACCGUAUUGAAAGCUCGGACCUGAAUGGGAAACUUCGCCAGAUUCUUGUCAGCCCGGUUUCCCACCCAUUUGCCCUCACGCAGCAAGAUCGCUGGAUUUACUGGACGGACUGGCAAACCAAGUCUAUUCAGCGCGUAGAUAAGCACACGGGGCGCAGCAAGGAGACGGUUCUGGCAAAUGUAGAGGGAUUAAUGGACAUCAUUGUGGUGUCGCCACAGCGGCAGGCUGGCACCAACCACUGUGGUGUGAACAAUGGUGGCUGCACUCAUCUCUGCUUUGCUAAGGGCAACAGCUUUGUCUGUGCGUGUCCUGAUGAGCCGGACAGCAGGCCCUGCUCCACCAUUUCAGGUUAUGUCCCUACUGCUGCUGGCAGUGGCACCACAAGCACCGCGCCGCCUAAGGUUGCCACAGACAAAACGCGAUCAAGCCCUCCGAUGGUCAACUGUACGGAUAAGAACCUGAGCCUGGGUGCAUGUGUGAAGAGCAAUGUGAUAACUGUCCCAGAUGGGGAAGGCCUACAUAUCAGCUAUGUUAUUGGAGGAGCUCUGACUAUCUUGGCUAUCCUGAUUCUCAUUGUAGCUUUCAUAAUUUACAGACACAAGAAAUCAAAGUUUGCUGACCCAGGAGUGAGUAACCUGACCUACAGCAAUCCCUCAUACAGAACAUCAACGCAAGAGGUCAAAAUUGAAACUGUGCAAAAGCCUCCUAUUUAUAACCAGCUCCGAUAUAAGAAAGAGACCUGCAACGACAACAGCUACACUAAGGAGAAGAUCAAGAUAGUGGAGGGAAUCUGUCUGCUGUCCAGCGACGAGCUUUACUGGGAGGACAUUAAGCAGAUCAAGCCGACACGGGGCGGCCUCCACGUGUGCAUGAAAACGGACACCGUGUCUCUCCAGGCAAGCAGCGGCUCUCUGGAUGACACAGAGACGGAGCAGCUCUUGCAGGAGGAGCAAUCGGAGUGUUCCAGCAUCAACACAGCCCCUGUCGCCACACCCGAGCGCCACGCAGUCCUGCCCGACACCGGCUGGGCCCAACCCUGCAAACCAUCCACCGAGAGCGAGGUCUGAGUGCCUCAGCAUGUCUCAACCCACGCAACGCCGAAAAAUUGGUCACGCCACCAUCUUCCCUCAACUCACGCUGCGCUCCUCCGCAUACCGGCUCACUGCUGCCCCCUUCAGGCAAGAGACUGACACAGUGAGGAAUUACCUGGCGGGAGAAAGGGUCAGUGAGAAAAUAUUUUUGAGGAAGGUAACAAAAGAAUCUGCAUCUGUUUUUAGAAAGAAAGGAAAAAAAAAAAAAAAAAAGUCUUAUUGGACUCCUUUUUGAGUAAAAUGUCACCUUUUUGUGAACUUUUAAAUAAAAGGUUUUAAAAUUUCUUCUGGGACUGAGUAACAAAUUGCUCUUUGCCACUUGUGUCGUUAUAAAGUCUAUUUAUGAACUUUUGUACUUUUUGAGUGAUUUGUUGAUGUAAAAAGUGGUGAAAAUUACAAAACCUUCACAGAUCAGUAAUGUACAACUAUGAUAUAUAUUUAUGUCAGUGCCAAAGGGCAGAGCUAUUCUCUCAGUCAAGGCCUACUUGUUUAUCUCCGUUAAGGGUGUUUACAGAGAAACUAUAGUGUUCUGUGUAAUACAGUACUCUGCUAAGGUAGGAGAGCAAUGAUUUUGUUUUUCUGCUUUCUUUCAAGAAAAUACAUGGGCUUUUAAAGCAGUCCGUAACAGCAUUUUGUGUUUCGUUUAGUCGGUUAACAGAUUUAAAAUGCGAAGAAUAAUUUAAAAUGGCUGUUCUGCUUAUUGAGUAGGCUUUUUUAAUGAAGUAUAAGUGCCAAAUAUUCUGUUGCGUCUACUUAUCAAAACUUGUUAAAUAUGCUAAAACAGUGCUUAAACUUCCUUAAAACAUUAUAUCCCUCAGCGCAUACGUAAAGCACCAACCUCUUUCAGCCUUUCACUCUACCAUAGAUAUUUAGUUAAACGUGAGCUUUUGUCUCUGCGAUUGAAUUUACUAUGCUUAGACAUCACUGGAACUGCAAGAGCUUUAUUCCUACAGCAAUAAAGACGAGUGAAAAUGUUCAGCCAAGGAAACCAGCAUUUAUCGUAGAGAUAAAUCAGUUUUGAAAUGACAUUUUGUUUGGAAUAUAAUUGAAACAUGCACCAUAAAUUGUUUUGUAGUUAUGAAAACUACCUUUUAAAUUUGUGAAUUUUUGGGGAUGCUGUUAAAUGAUUUUAAUGCGAUCAAUCUCUUAUGUAUAAAAUGACAGCCGCAAAAAUGCUUACGAUGUCAUGACUAAUUGCGAGUUUUCAAAACCAUGUACCUUGAAGUAAUUUCAACGAGUUCAGCAACAUGCUGAUUUGCUGCUAAAAAAAAAAAAAAAAAAAACUUAAAAAAAAAAUAGCACUGAGGUCCACAGCUCAUGGUCCUGGCAGCUAUUUAACCUAAGGUCUCUGUGCGUUGGCUCGCACAUGCACAGAACAUCAGUCUAAUGCUUUAUUCAUCUGUAACACUAACCAAACCCAUUUCUACUCUCACAUAAAGGUUACUAACAGCCUUGUGUAGAUGUCACUACAAAAGACUUUAAUUUUUGAAAAUAUCUUGUGUUUAUUUUAUUGUAUAGAGUUUUUGUAUAA
Molecule: messenger RNA, 7472 nt
Organism: Scleropages formosus (Asian bonytongue)
Lineage: Eukaryota; Metazoa; Chordata; Actinopteri; Osteoglossiformes; Osteoglossidae
Gene: lrp4
Product: low density lipoprotein receptor-related protein 4
Exons: 38
Coding region: 215-5917 (1900 amino acids)
Biological process (GO): receptor-mediated endocytosis
Cellular component (GO): signaling receptor complex; plasma membrane; apical plasma membrane
Molecular function (GO): calcium ion binding; hormone binding; protein binding
Source: RefSeq, a predicted model, not a curated record